CGUCCGCUCCCUCUCUCUCUUCCUUUCUCUCCUCGCUGUCGACCUCUAUUCUCCGCUGUUGUCUCUCUCUCUCUUCUCUCUCACACUCACACACCCCAAAUCCAAACCCUAAUUACAUGUUAGGUCUUCAAACUUGUAUCGAUUAUCUGCGCUGAAAGUUUCUGUGCCCCAAUUCUCCCGGGAAAGCUUCGAUUCGAUUUUGCUUUUUGCUUGACGAGAAUCGGAGGUAGGCGGAGCUGAGAUUUCAAAAAUGGCGGCAUCUACGAGCAGUGUCUACGUCAAUGUUAUUGAGGAUGUCAUCAACAAGGUCCGCGAGGAGUUCAUGAACAACGGCCCCGGGGAAGACGUUCUGAAGGAGCUUCAAGGAACAUGGGAAGCGAAAACUAUGCAGGCUGGUGUAGUAAAUAAUCCUAUAGAGAGGUCGGCAGCAAAGGGAACACCUGGCAGUGGUGUUACUCCAGUUCACGAUCUCAAUGUACCGUAUGAAGGGACUGAGGAGUACGAAACUCCCACUGCUGAGAUACUCUUUCCUCCAACGCCGUUGCAAACCCCAAUUCCUGCAACCCCAAUUCAAACGCCUCUACCUGGAACUGGGGACAACUUGUAUAACAUCCCUACUGGAGGUAGUGACUAUUCUGCAAACGAGUCUGGUAGCAGCAAUGGUGGUGUCAAUGCAGAGACGAAAGGUGGAAGACCUAGCCCCUACAUGCAACCCCCUUCUACUUGGAUGAACCACCGCCCCCCUCUUGAUGUUAAUAUUGCUUACGUGGAAGGGCGGGAUGAGGUGGAUAGAGGGGCCUCUCAUCAACCCCCAACACAGGACUUUCUCCAGAUGAAUUCUGGAAAGCGAAAGCGUGAAGAUUUUCCUGCACAGUAUCAAGCUGGUGGUUUUAUACCCCAGCAAGAUGGAGCUGGAGAUGCUGCACCUGAGAAGUUUGAGAUUGAGGUCAGUGGAGGGAGCACUUCUAUUGCCAGUCGUGCAUGGAGUGAGAUGUUAACUCGUGUACGAAGUUCAACUCCCAAGAUUCCUCAACUUGAUGGGCCAAUUCCUGAUCCUUAUGAUGAGCUUUCUACUCCCAAUAUAUACAAUUAUCAAGGAACUUUCAAUGAAGACUACAAUGUUGCCAGCACACCUGCUCCCCAUGAUAUACCAGUGAGCACUCCAGCUCCGGUUGUUCAAAAUGAUGUGGGAGAUGAUGAUGAUGAUGAGCCCCCUUUGAAUGAAAAUGAUGAUGAUGAGUUGGAUGAUGUGGACCAAGGAGAUGAACUUAACACAGCACAUUUGGUUUUGGCCCAGUUUGAUAAGGUAACGCGCACCAAGAGCAAGUGGAAGUGCACAUUGAAGGACGGCAUUAUGCACAUAAACAACAAGGAUGUUCUCUUCAAUAAGGCGAACGGAGAAUUUGACUUCUGAUUUUCUUGGAGAAAGCCUAUUUUGCCAAUUAGCGGCAGGUUGCCCUAGCGGAGCAGAGUCCGAGAUGAUAUCACCAGGUGUUUCCUAAUUUUCUUUAUGAAUUGUUAUUAAGAGAGAGCUUGAGGGGAAGAGAAAGACAGUGCUAGAUAACUUGUUUUUAAAGAUUGGGAUGGACGUUGGCCUUUUGUACAUACAGGAGGAGCUUUUCUGGCCUUUUAAAAAUGGGAUUGGCUACCAAGGCGUUUACUAUUUCGUAGAUGGAAUGCAACUCCAUUAACUCUGGAUUUAUUGGUCAACGAUGCAAUUCGAUUAUUGUCUUUAUGAAAAACUCUUCCUAGUUACGGUAA
Molecule: messenger RNA, 1761 nt
Organism: Pyrus x bretschneideri (Chinese white pear)
Lineage: Eukaryota; Viridiplantae; Streptophyta; Magnoliopsida; Rosales; Rosaceae
Product: transcription initiation factor IIA large subunit
Exons: 11
Coding region: 251-1414 (387 amino acids)
Biological process (GO): transcription initiation at RNA polymerase II promoter; transcription by RNA polymerase II
Cellular component (GO): transcription factor TFIIA complex
Source: RefSeq, a predicted model, not a curated record